Molecule: messenger RNA, 2418 nt
Organism: Oncorhynchus tshawytscha (Chinook salmon)
Lineage: Eukaryota; Metazoa; Chordata; Actinopteri; Salmoniformes; Salmonidae
Gene: prrg3
Product: transmembrane gamma-carboxyglutamic acid protein 3
Exons: 5
Coding region: 375-1118 (247 amino acids)
Cellular component (GO): extracellular region
Molecular function (GO): calcium ion binding
Source: RefSeq, a predicted model, not a curated record
CCCACACAAGACGAAUUAGAUGAAGCUGGGGGCGCUUUUUUUCAACAACUCCAUCACCCGAAUGUCUCCAUAUUCAUAGAGGGUUGUCUCCCAAUUCCUAGGAGUCAUUUCAUUGGACAAGGCCGGGGAUUCCUCUUCUGCCAUUGCAUGGGCGAUAUUUCGGUCAUAGUGUGGUACUGUCUCAUGUGGUGGGGUUCUCACUUAUUAGAAAGUUAGGGUGAACCUCAUCAGAUUUCAAAUUCAAUGGGGUGACGUCAGAGUUGUACAUCCCACGGAUCCCGUAUAGCAAUGACGCGGAUGGAUAUUGAAAGCCCUUUGCUGUAGCUGGAGAGUGGAAGGUUAGAAAGUCUUGGUCUGAGUAGCAGGGUGGUAGGAUGGCGGAAGCGUUCCUAGAUGAGAAGGAUGCUCACACUCUCCUCAAGCGCUUCCCCCGAGCCAACAGUUUCCUGGAGGAGUUCAGACAGGGUAACAUCGAACGGGAGUGUGUGGAGGAGAGCUGCAGCUUCGAGGAGGCCAAUGAAGUGUUCGAGAACAAAGAGAGAACAAUGGAGUUCUGGAAGACUCGCAGUGUGUACACGGUGAGCAGCCACGAGCAGACCAGGGACGGCCGUUCAGAGGGCCACCUCUACAUGGUGGUUCCCCUGCUGGGCGUUGCUCUCCUCCUCCUCAUCGCCCUCUUCCUCAUCUGGAGGUGCCAGCUGCAGAAGGCCACACGGCGGCGGCCCGCCUACACCCAGAACCGCUACAUGAACAACCGCAACACCCGCAGCCUGCCGCGCAUCCUGGUCCACCGGGACACGCCAUCCCACUCCGAGACCCCCUUAUCCAGGCCCACGGUGGUGGUGAGUGGGGUGGAGAGAGUAGUAGCAGGAAGUGGAGGAGGGUCGCUGGUUUGCGCUGCAAACGUUCCCCAAGAACCUCACUCCCACCCUCAGAACACUCGCUCAGCCCUGUACGUCCAGGAUCCGUCUGUGUCAGUAGCGUCGCGUCUCUCCGGUGCCACACCUCCUCCUUCCUAUGAGGAGGUGACAGGACACCUGGAGAGCAGCAGCGACGAGGUGUCGGCGCCGUACAGCGACCCUCCGCCCAAAUAUGAGGAGAUUGUCAAGGAGAAGUAAGCAGAGGGAGGGAGAGAGGGAUGGAGGGAGGGAGGCUGGGCCGGGGGCCAUACUGUCAGAUCCAUCCCUCCCUCCAUUGUCCUUGUCUCUGGUCUGAGGGGCUGGCAAACUGCUAGCUAUCCGUGGGAAAGAAUGCACUGUGGUAUCUAAUAUCUUGAAGCACUUGUUGUAUCUAUCGCUGACUGACUACUGUACAAGGUUUGGAACGACGAUGAUCUGUGCUACACUGUGUUUUCUUCUUGAGUUAUCUAUCUUGCCAAUGCCUGGGGUUUGGCGGUCUGUUUUGAUUUUGCGUUGUUGUUAUGCAUCAGUGUUUCUCACUGUACUCUGAAUGUGGUGGUCAUUGUUUACUAGUGUGUAUGACUCUGCAGUGAAGCGCUAUAUCCAUAAUAACUGUAUAUUUAUACUGUAUACUUUUCCACCUUUCUCUCAUCACACCAGCUGUAGCUAGUCACUUGGAGAAAUACAAUCGCUGCGUCUACACUGCCUUCCCCCCUAAACACUGAAGAAACGACACCUUUUCCCGGACACCCUGAGGCACCUUUAAAUGUGUCAGCCAUCCCAAAUGGUGCCCUAUUCCCUACAUAGUGUACUCACUACUUUUGACCAGGGCCAUUUGGGACGUGGUUGUGAGAGGAAUGGAACAUUGCCAAGUCACCCUCCAUCCCCUGAGAGGAAGAGACUACUGUGUGGAUGAAGGUAGUGAGGAAGUUUCCAAGCCCUCAGUAGUACUUCUUCCUCUCCAGAGUUGUGCCGUGACUCAUGAUAAAGGAGAGUUGAUUUGCCAAAUGUGCACUGCUGAUUACGUGUACUGCUUUCUGAACACACAAAAUGAAAAGAAAAAGUGUAUUCUUCCAUUUAUUGAAAGUAGUAUGGUUUAACAAACAGAAACAGUAGCCAGUGCUUGUGGACUAUGGGACUAUGGGACUAUCUUAUUAUGAAGAGGAUGCAGCCAGACACAGCGGAUGAGUUGGGAUCUUCAGUGUUUCUCCUCUUUGUCUGAAUCCAACGCCAAGGCCGUCUUUCUCCACAUACAUCCUCUGGUCAUGGAAGGGCCUUGAAUUAAGAGGAAACGGAUGCACUGCAAGUGUAUGGUGGGAAGAACACGCAUAGUAUCUCAAAAUGUCAAUCAGGUAUUUGAGUUUUUGGCUAAUUAGAAAAUAAUUGAAUGACCUGAUAAUUAAUUUCAGUCCUUUAUUACGCUUACCAGUAAAUAUACUAUCUUACACACACAAACAAAGACACACAGGUACGCACGCAAGCACAAAGACACACACACACACACACACACACACACACA